Molecule: messenger RNA, 2336 nt
Organism: Acyrthosiphon pisum (pea aphid)
Lineage: Eukaryota; Metazoa; Arthropoda; Insecta; Hemiptera; Aphididae
Gene: ergic53
Product: lectin, mannose binding protein ergic53
Exons: 11
Coding region: 473-2017 (514 amino acids)
Biological process (GO): endoplasmic reticulum to Golgi vesicle-mediated transport
Cellular component (GO): Golgi membrane; endoplasmic reticulum membrane; COPII-coated ER to Golgi transport vesicle
Molecular function (GO): D-mannose binding
Source: RefSeq, a predicted model, not a curated record
CAGUACGGUGUACGGAGCGAGACGCCGACGUGCCGAUGUGGCAGAAGCGGUCGUUUUGAUAACGUCGGCGGGUCACGUAAUAAUUUUGAUAAAAUUAGGUACGUUUCGACGACCGGCGGCGGCGACUGGUUACGAUUCGCGUACGUAUUAAAAUAUGUAUUGCUGUUUAAGAUUAUUGUAAUAAUAAUAGUGAUAAUAAUAAUAUCGUGGAACGUCCAACGUGUAAUUCGUCGAACCGCCGAAACCACACGUAAUAAUAAUAAUAACAACAACCACGACGAUAUUAUUAUUAUGCCAACAACACAGUUUUCCCGAUGACGCCGUUGUGAUCGACCCGCAAGCACAAGAGUUUCGAAUCGCGAGUGUACGCAAGUGCAUACGUAUUAUACCGACGGGAAAGAGGAGUCGCGCAGUCCGGUCGUGAGUGUGUAUUACCGGCUUGUCAAUCCGAACGCUCCAGCUGUUAGGGAACAUGUUUCAGUUCCGUCUGCCGCUGCUGGUGGUGUCCGUCGUCUUCGUUCUGUUGUCGGGCUACGCCGAUUUUGGGCGCUGCAACCAGGUCGUGUCCCGGUUCGAGUACAAGUACAGCUUCAAGCCACCAUAUUUGGCACAGAAGGACGGAUCCGUACCGUUCUGGGAGUACGGCGGAAAUGCUAUUGCCAGUGCAGAUAAUGUUCGAAUUGCACCAUCUUUAAAAAGUCAAAAAGGUGCAAUUUGGACAAAAAGUCAAACAAAGUUUGAUUGGUGGACAGUUGAAAUAAAUUUUAGAGUCAGCGGGAGAGGUAGAAUUGGUGCUGAUGGCCUGGCCUUUUGGUAUACAUCUUCUAAAGGUGACUACAGUGGUCCAGUAUUUGGUAGCUCCGACAAAUGGACUGGUUUGGGAGUAUUCUUUGAUUCUUUCGACAAUGAUGGCAAACACAAUAAUCCAUAUAUUAUGGGUGUAGUAAAUGAUGGAUCACAAGUUUUUGAUCAUGCAAAUGAUGGCUCUACUCAACAGUUAUCUGGAUGUUUGAGAGAUUUUAGAAAUAAACCUUUUGCGACAAGAGCCAAAAUUGAAUAUUAUAUGAACACAUUAACGGUAUUUUUCCAUAGUGGCAAUACUAAUAACGAAAAGGACUUUGAAAUUUGCUUCCGAAGCGAAAAUGUAUUUUUACCUAAGAAUGGUCAUUUUGGUGUAUCUGCUGCUACUGGUGGUCUUGCAGAUGACCACGAUGUUAAUCAUUUUUUGACAUAUAGUAUUUACCCACCGGGAACAACAUUCAAACCAACUGGUACAUCUCAGCAGAAUACCGUAGAUGAAGAAAAUAAAUUGACCAGAGAGUAUGCAGAUUACCAACGGAAAUUAGAUCAAGAAAAAGAAGAUUAUCACAAGCAGCAUCCAGAAACUAAAACAAGAGAAGAUAACGAGUUUGAAGAUUGGUAUGAAACUGAUAGUCAAAGAGAAUUAAAUCAGAUAUUCUCUGGUCAAAGCCAGAUUGUAGAUUCUGUAAAAGUAUUGAGCCAAAAACUUGAUGAAGUUGUUGGUCGUCAGGAACGAACUCUCAGUUUGCUAUCGAACGUUCAAUCUACUAUGGCGGUUGUUGGAUCAAUGGGUGGUGCACAAGGACAACCUCAUGUACAAAUUCCACAAGGGAAUGCAGGAAUGGGAAGACAAGAUGUUGAUUUACUGAUCAACAACCAAAAUGGAAUUAUAAGCUCUGUGAGAGAAGUCAGGAAUUUAGUGGCAGAAGUACAUUUAAAGACUGAAAACAUAAUUAAAAACCAAGCUCAUCAACCAACAGCUCAAGUUCAGCCAUUAGGCUACGACCAGGUAUCAAUUAUACAUGAAAUCAGAGACUCAUUGAAUACCAUCAAACGGGAUGCAACACAGAAGGCUGGGUAUUCGCAACAAUUGUCUUGUCCUACAUGUGCAACCAAUACAAUUGUUGUGGUUGUUGCAGUGGGUCAAACGUUAUUGUUUAUUAUCUAUGCUUUCUAUAAAAACAGUAAAGAAUCCCAAGCCAAGAAAUUCUAUUGAACCUUUGAAAUAAGAACAGAACUAUCAUAAUACUAUGUAUAUAAUUAGGAGAUUUCAUUAAUUAUUGCAAUUGUGUUAAAAUGUAAUUGAUACCUCUUAUGAAUAAGAUAAUAGUAAAAAUGUAUUUUUUUGGUACAGGGAUGAAUCUGCAUGAUAAAUCUACCAAAAUAGUUUUUUUUACCAUGUAAUUAACGACUUAUUAUUUAAUUAAGAUAAUUUUUUUAAGGUUGUUUUACUUUUCAUUACAAUAAGAAUGUGUUGUGAUUUAUAAAAUAAAAAUUAUGAUAUAAAUUUAAUUAAUUCAUUAUUUGAUUCAAAA